GUUGUUCUUUUGUUUUGAAGGUUUUGAUCUUGGAAGCCAUUUUCCUUUCACAGUGAUCUAUAUUGUUGCUCUCUGCUCUAUCAUCAGAGUGGAGCUUGAGGAGAUAUUACUGACCUGUUCAAGUAAUAGCUGUGUUAACAUACAUGCAUUUCAGGUUAUUCAGAUUUCUACUAGGCUAUUUUCUUGGUGUCUAUACAAAAUGACAGACCAGAAUGUGGUCAGGGAUGCUACCAAUUCUACUAUGGGGGAUCCUCCGAUCUUAAAUGCUUUGAUUGAUAUGUUAAAAAAUGGACAAGGACAACAAAUUACUAUUAUGGUGCAUGAGGCCAUCUCGAAAGUAACUCCAUCGAGCAUGAAUCUUGUUGGCAUGAAGGAUCCAUCUGUGCCCUCCACUACAUCUACUGUUAUGCCAGACGAUAUUUCAAGGAUUACUCCAACAAACACUAAUGUUCCUGAUGUGGGUUCAAUCAGAAUUCUCCCACCAAUAACCGAACAAGUUUCCUUAAGGAGUCUCAUAGAUUCACAAUCAAGAAUACUAAGGCUCCUACCAGAUACUCUUGAAAAUGUUCCAACCAGACAAGAAAUACUUGUACAAAUUCAGUUAUGGGAAAGGGCAUUGUUGGAGAGUGCAGGGCCUACCUCAAAUGAACAGGAAAUAAAUGACAAAGUGAUUGAUGCACCUAUAGGAGCAUCUACCUCAACCCCUAAGACUACAACAAUAUCCUCAGUGACUACAAAAGGAACGCAAGAAGUUACAAUCUUGUUCACCUCAGAAGGAAAUGUCUUGAAGGAUGAAGUGGGGUUAAAAUUUUUUCACUUUAUUUUUCGUCGUGCAAAACAAUUAUUUGGAAAUACCAUUCAAAUGGAUUGGAGGAAGCAAUCCAAUGCUAAGAAAGAGGAACUCUUUAAAGAUGUCAUAACAACAUUUGGAAAUCUUGGUUUUAAUAAGGAUAUUAUUCUUGAUAUUGCACGGAAAUACAUGCACUCUAAACGAGAUAAUUUAAGGUCGAAGCUGACAAAAGACUUGAGAUAUCCACAUCCAGCUUGGAUUACAGACCAAGUGACAUGGGAUGAACUCAUGAAAGAUGCCAAAUAUAAGAGGAAAGCCCACAAUAAUCCAAACUAUAGGCCAUCUACACGAGGAGGAUCUAAAAGACACCUUCGAGAUACAACAAAAGCAACCCAAGCUAGGGUGUCAAGUAUUGGAUCCCAUAAAUUAGGAUCUGGUAGGUAUAAUGGCAUUCAUGGUGGUUUGGUUCACCAAUUUCAAAAGGAAGCUUCAGAGGAUGACCUAAAAUAUGCUUUAUUACAUGGUUCCCAAGGCUUACGACAACAUUUGUUAGAUCGAGGGGAGAUUUUAGUGAGUGGUCAGAAUCUGAGGAAGCCCAACAAUUAAACUCAUCAGGUAGUGAGCAUCAAGAGGAGGUAGAGGAUCAUGAUGAAUUGUUUGUUGCACAAAAUGAUUCGAUUGUCAUUCCUGAAACUCAGCAGGAAACCAUCCUUGAAUUUCAACAAGUGGGAGACAACAAUAUUGAGGAGGGUGUUCAAUGUGAUGAACUAUCCACACCCACAAUCAGAAAGGUGCCUCGUAAAAAGAGGACACAAAGCAAGAGGAUGGAUAGAAACAAAUGAACAGAAGACAUAUUUGCUUCCUAUCCUUGUUCAGUUUUCAUUGCUAUUAUAAACCUAAUUUAUAUAUCAUCAUAUUUGUUUAAUUAAUUCUUGUGAAUUUAUUUA
This is a messenger RNA of Cryptomeria japonica (Japanese cedar), 1737 nucleotides long. RefSeq lists its product as uncharacterized. The record is from RefSeq and is a predicted model, not a curated record. NCBI's taxonomy places the organism in Eukaryota, Viridiplantae, Streptophyta, Pinopsida, Cupressales, Cupressaceae. The transcript is spliced from 10 exons. The coding region runs from base 200 to 1396 and encodes 398 amino acids.